AUGACCCAAGCCGACCACGGCGAACGGAAAAAAGAGAAAGCUGCACUUCCGAACCGCAGAGACGCGGCGCCAGGCAGGGCGACGCUCCCACCCGGCUCCGUGCUCGCCUGUGUUCACACCGAGCAGAGGCGGAGGCUCCCUCCACCCGGCACCCUGUCCUUUUUUCACCCGCGAGGUCUAGCUGCCCCCGCGAGGCGAGCUACCCACGCUCCCUCGGUAACCCCGGCGCCCCUGCCUCGGGACAGCCUCUCUCAGGACGUGCCUUCCCCGGAGAGGAACAGUGCACCGCCGGGACCCGACUCGCCGCGAGCCGUCCGCCACCCCAACCCCCCAGAGCGCGGGCGCGUGGGGUCGGGGACACUGCACCCGGCGCGCACUGCAGCCCCCGCCGAGGCAGACAGAGCCCGAGGCGAGGCAGACCCGCGGGCAGCUCCCGGGUUCCCCACGGAAAACCUGCGGGCGAAUGAGAAAAGAAAACGGCCUUACAGGGAACCUAAAGCCAGAUGGCCAAGUCGCGCGGCCGCGGCCGCGUCCGAGCGGAGGCGGCGCGGGGGUGCGGGGCGGCAGGGCUGCGGGCCGGGCGGGCGCGGGGGCCUGGGCGCUGCGCGCUCCGCCGGCCCCUCUCCUCCGCUCGCGCUGCGGCGCGCAGCUCUCGGCGGUGCAGACUGGGCGUUGUGGAGGCGCGGCGGCGAGGCCGAGGCGGGGGCGGUGGGUGCGAAGGAGGAGGAGAAGGGGGAGGGUCUGGGGCCCGGACGGGGGGGCCCGCCGUUGGCUUGCGCCCUCGCCUUUCCGGAGGAGGCAGGGAGCAGCUCUGCGGCGGCCGCGGCAGCAGUAAAUGGCGUCAUGUGGAUCCGAGGCGGAACAGAGCAGUUGUUGUCCCAGAGGAUAUAUCGCAUCCGGUCCCAGCUCAUUGGCUCCGCGGGGCUACAUUCACUCACACUCCAGCGCCCGCCAGCGCUCCGAGCCGCAGGAGGCAUUCAAAAGGGCAACUGCGCCGCCCCGCGCGUCCCUAGGCUGGUCCUGCCGCCCGGGCGCCGUCACGCGGGGUGCCCGCGGGGCCGGGCUGGGCACGGCGGGGUCAGUUUAUCUAGUUUCAAGGAAACACUGACCUUAAGGUUUCCCCAGGGGCCAUGAGGACGAGCCUUAGUUCGGCUGGCCUUAGGGAACUUUCUCCCCGCCACUAGGAAAAGGCAAUGAACAUUUCAAACUAAUCCGGGCCACGCAGCGUUAGCAUUAAAAGCAAGUUGCAGGUUUUGAGACUUUAUUCGGAAUCCAUUGCAAGCCAACCUCUCCCCUUUUCUGUUCCCCCUCGAGGGGGCGACGGGGAGAGAAGAAGGGGGAGGGGAAGGGGAGCGGGAAGUGAGGUGGGAGGGCUAUUGGUUUAUUCUUUGUCUACUGGAUUAACCCGAUUAUACACCAGGCACCAGCACAAACCGCCACUCCCACCUCAGAGCUGCGUACGAGAGGAACGGAAUGCAGAUUCGAGUUUCAAGUGCCUUCUCCUCUUGCCGGGAUUUGCUUUUGAUUGUGUCGUUUUUCUGUUUAAUAUUAGAUUUUAAUUUUAAAGGGGCAGUUAGCUACAGAUGGAGGCUUUCUGAAGAUCUUUCUUACUGUUUUGUUUGACGCAACAGCGGAAGGAAACUGUACAAUACAGGCCUUCUUAAAAUUAGUUAAUUCAGUCAUACACACAUAAACGAUUACUAAGGGCGACAUCACGGGCUUCUGAAAUGGGAGGGGGCACGCUGUUUCACUGCAGAUGUCCUCCUCCACUCAAAGAGUCACCCUUCAUUUCCGACUCUCCUUGUCACGUAGAACAUUUCCCAAGAAGAUCCUAUUGUCCAUUUUGAAGAUGGUCUGUGUUUUCCCACUUUAAGAAAAUAUGUAUACGUAUAUAAAGAUAGAAAAUGCAUACAUAUGCACUGCUCUAACUGCCGUUCAUUUACUAAGCAAACGUGCUUGCACGUGAGAGCACCGGUGGGAAAUUAACACCCCUCCCAACACACUCCUAAUGUUGGAUUCUAAUGAUUUACAGAACGGUUUUACUUUACAGAGAAGCACGGUCAAAACUCCCGAAGAGCACCUGCGAUCUCGCCGUGCUGGGGUUAGAGUUCUUGAAACAGUGCUAGGAAAACGUGGUUGGUGCUAGAUUUCCCGGGUCCGGCUCCAGCCCACAUCCGUUCACAGCUACCCUGGCACUCGUUGCCUUCUCCCGAGCUCUCGUGCUGGAACGUCCCCGGACCGUUCCCGGCCGCGCUGCGCUCUCGCCCUGCCUUCUCCAUGUUUCUCUAGGGCUCUCUCUCCUCGCCCGAGGUUUGGACCCAGAGGUGGCAGGGGAAGUGGCAUGCGUUAUUUCCGGGCGCUGGCCUACGUCCCCCCACCCCUCGGGUGAGGGUGGACCGGGCUACGUCCGCCUGCUCCACGGCGUCCCCGGGCCUGAGGACACGGAACGACUGCCCCCCACCCCCACCCCAGCUCUGGCCGCUCGCCCGACGCCCGAGUCUUUUGAGCCUCCGGGUGAACUCAAGCGCCGCGGCGCUCACGGCCCGUCGGGCCACCAGGGGGCGCCCGCCCGCCCGGCGCGGGGCUGAGGUGCUUUCUUACCCGGGACUCAACGAAGGCAGGCGGAGGUGCCUUCCAGAAUGUACCUUGGGCCGACUGGUUCACAAUGAAUAAAAAGACAUUUAUUAUCAUUUAAGCUUCGAACAUGUGAUACGUGACUGGAUGGAAUUCCUGGAGAACUGUAUUAACACGUUUCAAAGAGUUGAAUCCUGAGAAAUGGGUAGAAGUAAUCAUUUUUCACAUGUCCAGUUAAAUUGUCUUGUGUGUCUGAUACAAGGAUGUUACGCUAUACCAAAGGUAACAUAUUAUUGUAAAACCCUAAGUUGCAUGUUUGUUCAAAUUAUUUCCAUUUGCUUAUCUUUGCUCUAGAUUCUAAUUUAUAAGACGUAUAUAGUAAGGUAUUUCAUAUUUAAGUUACAUCUUUUUUUUUUUUUGUGGUACGCGGGCCUCUCA
Aethalodelphis obliquidens (Pacific white-sided dolphin) is the source of this 3012-nucleotide messenger RNA. Its product is annotated as atherin-like. The record is from RefSeq and is a predicted model, not a curated record. The coding region runs from base 1 to 1134 and encodes 377 amino acids. NCBI's taxonomy places the organism in Eukaryota, Metazoa, Chordata, Mammalia, Artiodactyla, Delphinidae. The transcript is spliced from 5 exons.